Lampris incognitus (smalleye Pacific opah) is the source of this 1966-nucleotide messenger RNA. It is a transcript of the gene card9, whose product is annotated as caspase recruitment domain family, member 9. The transcript has 14 exons. NCBI's taxonomy places the organism in Eukaryota, Metazoa, Chordata, Actinopteri, Lampriformes, Lampridae. Bases 1 to 1638 code for a protein of 545 amino acids. Gene Ontology annotation, biological process: regulation of apoptotic process; positive regulation of canonical NF-kappaB signal transduction. The record is from RefSeq and is a predicted model, not a curated record.
AUGGCAGCAGAGGUGCAAGGUGUGUGCGUGUCGGAUGAUGAUGCUUGUUGGCUCCAGCUGGAAGACCACAGACUGCUGCUCAUCAAAUCCAUCGAGCCAUCCCUCAUCACACCAUACCUCCGCCAGUGUCAGGUCAUCAGUGCAGAAGAUGAGGAGCAGAUCUUUAAUGAUCCCAGCCUCGUUAUCAGACGACGCAAAGUGGGAGCCCUGCUUGACAUUCUGCAGAGGACAGGGGUCAAAGGUUAUACUGCCUUCCUCGAGAGUUUGGAGCUGGACUAUCCUCAGCUGUACACCCGGAUCACCGGCAAGACUCCGAACAAGACCUUCAGCAUCCUGAUAGAUACUGCUGGUGAGUCAGGUCUCACUCAGUUCCUGAUGUCAGAGGUCACACGCUUGCAGAGGGCGCUGCAGAUGGAGAGGAGACGGCGACAGGAAGCAUGUGCUGUUGUUAAGGAACAGGAGGACUGGUCUCGGCAGCAGCAGCUGAGGGACCGGGAGUUGAGCCGGCUUACUGAGCGUGUGCAGAAGGCUCGUGAGGAGCGAGAGAGGCUAAACGAGGAGGUGAUGCGUCUGAGGGAACAUAACUACAGUCUGAUGGCGGACAUGACAGCUGUGAACCAGGAGAAGAACAACCUUCUGCUGGCCAACAGAGACCUGCAGAUAGAGGUGGAGCGUCUGAAGUGCAGUGUCCAGACAGCCGAGUGUGAGAGUCGUCUGGCUCGUGGACGUACAGUCCGGCUGCGCUCUGCCAUGGAGGAGAGGCCCCAACAGGAGGCGCUACUGAGUCUGCAGACACACAACAUGAUGCUGAGAGCCCAAGUCAGAGAACUGGAGAACGUCACAUCACAGAGCCGAAAGCAAGAGGAGAAGAAAGAGGAGACACGCCGGCAGGAAGAGAGUGCAGCUCCUCCACAGCUUUAUGUCCUGUCCACCAUCUUCAAACUGAGGACAGAACUUCACCGGGCAGAGGAGGGGACAACCAAGAUUCAGGAGGAGAAGGAAGAAGUGGAGUUGAGCUGCGCCCGGCUGAGGGGAGAUGUCAAGAUGUACCGCAAACGCAACAAGGAGACCCUGCGACAGCUGGAGGAGGUGGCCCGAGAGAGAGACAAGGCGCUGUCGUCGAGGGCGGAGCUCCAAGCAGAGUCGAGGGCGUACCUCCUGGAGAAGGACCAGUACCGAGAGGCUGUUCGACAGCUCACCCAGAGAUGUGAUAGGCUGCAGCUGCUGCUCCUUAGAUCCCAGGAGGAGGUGCUUCAGCUCCAGACUCGCCUCCGCAAGAUGAGCUGCAGCUCACAGCAGAGCAAGAGAACCAGUGAAGGAGAGGAUGCGGCACAGAGCACUGCUAAAGGCAGCAGUGAGGAUGGGCUCAGUGCUACGUCAGGAGAAAACGAGGCGUCAAAUCUCCAACACCACCACCCCGCUCUAGGGGGCAGCAGAGAGUCAAGAGAGAGGCCCAGCACUGCUGCACCAUGGGAAGCUGAGGUGUCAGACUGUCACCAAGCCUGGACCAGAAAUAGACCAAACUUCCUGUAUCGCAGGAAACGAGCCCUCAGGUCAAAGUUCAUCGGUAAGGAGCAUGGUCACUGUAACCUUGAUGACAGCAGUGGAAGUGACAUCACAGACUCCGAUGGAAUAUGACAGCACGUCCAGCUCCACCUGUCCUGACUGUCUCCUACACCCUGCUGCAGCACGUCCAGCUCCACCUGUUCUGACUCUCUCCUACCACCUGCUGCAGCACGUCCAGCUCCACCUGUUCUGACUGUGUCCUACCACCUGCCGCAGCACCUCCAGCUCCACCUGUUCUGACUGUGUCCUACCACCUGCCGCAGCAUCUCCAGCUCCACCUGUUCUGACUGUGUCCUACCACCUGCUACAGCAUGUCCAGCUCCACCUGUUCUGACUCUCUCCUACCACCUGCCGCAGCACGUCCAGCUCCACCUGUUCUGACUCUCUCCUACCACCUGCC